This is a messenger RNA of Vicia villosa (hairy vetch), 579 nucleotides long. RefSeq lists its product as uncharacterized. NCBI's taxonomy places the organism in Eukaryota, Viridiplantae, Streptophyta, Magnoliopsida, Fabales, Fabaceae. Gene Ontology annotation, molecular function: DNA-binding transcription factor activity, RNA polymerase II-specific. The transcript has a single exon. The coding region runs from base 1 to 579 and encodes 192 amino acids. The record is from RefSeq and is a predicted model, not a curated record.
AUGGUGCAUCCUGAUAACAUUUUCAAACCUAAUGUAUCUCAAGUUGUUUCACCACUCGUAUCUCCUAUCGUAAUAAAGGUGGUAGAUAUUCAUGAGCAUUUUGAAAAUGGAGAAGAGUUUGGAUUACGUGAAGACAUGUUGCAUUGGAUUCGUACGGAGGCUAUGAAACUAGGAUUUUGUAUUGUGAUUGGAGGGUCUGAUAAUAAUACGGCUAGAAGAAAUGUAUUUGUGACUUUGACAUGCGAAAGAAGUGGGAAAUAUAUCUGUCGUAUCCAAAAAUUGAAACAUGACGACACUGGUUCUAGAAAAUGUGAAUGCCCAUUUAGGUUGCGUGGUUAUCUUUUGGAAAAUAACAAAUGGAGAUUUAAUGUUAUAUGUUGUUUACACAACCAUGAUUUAAUUCCAAAGUUAGUCGGUCAUCCAAUUGCAUGUCGGCUUCUCCCGGAUGAGAAGACAUGUGUUUCUGACAUGACUUUGAGCUUGGUGCCGCCGAAAAACAUACUUGUAACGUUGAAGCGCAAAAGACCUGGGAAUACAUCAAAUAUCAAGCAAGUUUACAAUAGGCGCUAUCAAUCCUAA